Cajanus cajan (pigeon pea) is the source of this 2688-nucleotide messenger RNA. RefSeq names its product neurochondrin family protein. The record is from RefSeq and is a predicted model, not a curated record. Lineage: Eukaryota; Viridiplantae; Streptophyta; Magnoliopsida; Fabales; Fabaceae.
AAAAUUUAAAAUUUUAAAUUCUCCCUAAUAAAAUAUUGAAAAAGAAAAGGUUUUGGGUUUCCGAAAACCUAAACCUGUAAAACCCGACAAGAAAAGUGUAGAGGAGACCUCUCUUUCGCAUUCCAAAACGCUCCCAUCUUCGCCGGCGAAAACUUCACCUCCGGCAACCUACGUUUUCCGGCGACCUUCUUUUCUCGCACGAACUAGCACAAAUUACAAUAACUGAACUAAUUUCUGAGGACAAGAUGGGUGAGAAGGGGAAGCAAGAGAUGGACAUUGUUCCGAAGCGUAACCCUUCCACUGAAGAGGGAACACAGAGUCCGAAUCUGGAGGACUGCUUGAAACUUCUCAAAGGAGAGAGAGACGAACAGCGUCUCGCCGGGCUUCUUCUGGUCACCAAGUUCUGCAAAGCUGAUGAUCACGCCUCACUUCGAAGGGUGUAUGAUGCGGUUGGCCCUCGUUUUCUGUAUCGGCUACUCAGAACUGGUAUGGGAAGUGGAACCAACGAUAAUCGGGAUGCAUAUUUGAGCUUAUCCAUCACGGUUCUUGCUGUGUUUUGCCGUGUUCCGGAGAUUGCUUCCACUGAAGACAUGGUUUUGAAUAUCCCACUUGUGUUGGAAGCAAUAUCCACCCAGUCUGGCUUGUCUGUUCUUGAAGAAUGCUAUGAGUUUUUGUACUUGGUAUCAGCUGCUUCUGGAGAUGGAAUCACAAGAUUUUGUGAAUCUGGGGGAAUGAAAAUGCUAGCUUCUCAAAUGUGUUCCAUGGAAGAUGGUUCACAUCUGAUGGAAUUAUCUUUCAAACUGUUGCAAUUGAUUCUGAGUAGGAAGUCCUUGGACAUAAUCCAGAAUGAUGUCUUAUCUGAGAUCUCAGUUAUUGUGGCAGCAAUAGCAAGGCAGUUUGCUGUCUUGCACAAUUCCUUGAAAUUUGAAGCUCUCCAUCUACUAAAUGCCAUUCUUUCCUCAAAAGAUUCAUCACAACUCCGUGAUGCCUUCCGGUUGCUUCCUCAAGAUAGCUGGUCAUCCAAUAUCCGCAUUGGUAUAAUGGCUAUUUUGCAGAAUCGUGUUGCUCCUGCUGAAAGGCUGCAGGCUCUCAUUUUAGCUGAGUCUAUGGUUUCCAUGUAUGGAGAACAUUGGUUGGUGAGCCAAGUAAGCAAAAAUGAUGCAAAAAAUCCAGCUCCAGCUGACAUGUGCCUGUUGCUUGUCUUGGAGCAGUCAAGGGUAGAAAUUGCUGUUCUUCUGAAUGAGUUGGCCUAUUUAAAAUACGAAGCACCUCAAGAUACUUCAGCUACUGCCGAGGCAAUUUUUUCUAAGCAACAUAAUGUGGCUGUUGCUUUCUCUUUGGUUGAGAAGAUAAUAAAAUUAAUAUCUAAUGUUGAUGAUGGAAACCCGCUUGAUGAAGGCACACUGACAAAGCUGAUUCUCCAACUCAAUGAGACAAUUGCUGUCGUACUAGAGUAUUUAGAAGAUGCAAAGGAACACAGGCAAAAUAAAGGGGAUGAUUUACUGGCUUCUGUGCGGAUUAUUGGGAGUUAUCUUGCAGAAGCGCCUGUAGCAUGCAAGGAGAAGGUUCAAGAUCUUUUAGGGUAUAUGCUUUCUGUUGAAGGUGAAGAUGAACAGAGGCCCUUCUCUGCUGUUUGCUUUCUGCUACCUAUGUUGUGUCAAAUUACUAUGGAGAUUGAAGGAUGCAAAACUUUGGCUUCGUGCAAAGGACUUGAAGCCGUUUCAGAUUGCUUCAGUAAAUUAGUUGGGUCACAUGCUUUUCUGGUUGAAGAUAACGGUUGCAUCUUUUUGGCAUGUGAUACAAUAAUGAAUCUUCUAUUAAAGAAAGACAAAGUGCAGAUAAUGUUGGAUGAAUUAGCCAUUGUUGGUCUUCUUAAAACGUUGGCUUAUUGGUCAGAAAAUACUGAUGAAAUGUCAUGUUUGAUGAUGGCUUCAAGCAUUUGCGCACUGAUAUUUGAUUAUACAUCAGAAGAGGCUCUUUUAAACCGUCCUGAUUUCAACUAUAGAACUCUUAGCAGUCUUUAUAAGCUCAUUGGAAGAUGUCUGGCUUCAUCAGAACAGGAUUCUAAAGCGGAUAUGGAUCUUUCUGAGAUUAUAUCUUCGGGCUUCUCUCGAUGGGCUCAUCGGUAUCCCCACAUCAGAGAGGCUGUCAAGAACUGAUUCUGAUCCUCUUGAUCUGGAUUGGUUAUAGGUGGAUGCUUUCAACUUCCAAGGUUCAUUGUUAAAGUCAACUAAUGAUGUGCCAAUACAUUGAAUUGUAAAAUAGCUACUAGUGGAGAUGGGGUGUAAGGGUCUUCAGAUCAGAUGAUUUAAGCUCAUGGUUACAAAUCCCUUAAAAAAGGGAACAGACCUAUUACAGGGUAGGAAAAUCAUGGUCAGGCUACAAAAGUUUCCUGUCUUCACAUAUUGUGAAUAAUCUGACGAGAUCAUCCAAACUGGAGAAAUUUGAGCAGAGACUAGUGACCCUUGUUUAAUGGGGAAAAAAAUUUGUUGGUUUUAGGACAGGAUAGAAAAAUAACAUUACAUAGUUAGUCUGUAUAUCCGAACCUUUUGUACCAUUAUUUUCUAUCAGGAGUUAUAGGUUUGGAUAACAUUUUAGUUCAUGUGGUUUUUGCCCAUUAGAUUUUGGAUCCUAAUUGUUUCCUUUGGUAUUGAGCUGUAAUUUAUAUGCAUUCACUCUCUUUUUUUA